Molecule: messenger RNA, 960 nt
Organism: Ornithodoros turicata
Lineage: Eukaryota; Metazoa; Arthropoda; Arachnida; Ixodida; Argasidae
Product: caspase-3-like
Exons: 6
Coding region: 96-845 (249 amino acids)
Biological process (GO): proteolysis
Molecular function (GO): cysteine-type endopeptidase activity
Source: RefSeq, a predicted model, not a curated record
CAAGCACGCACAAGCUCUCCACACACCGACAUCCUGUUAGUCUCGUCACACGUCUGCACAACAGCAGUAGGGCGUUGCUUUUCCGGCACAGAGAUAUGGCUUCCAAAUUAGAACAGAUUGAAAAGUACACCAUUCCUAAGGAGAACAGAGGGCAGUGUGCCAUCAUAAACAUCACGGUGUUUCAGAACAAGAAAUAUAAUAGAAACUCCGAAAGUGAUACCCAAGAGGCAGAGAGAGCCUUCAAGUCACUCCGGCUUCGCACGACCAUCGCCGAAAAAAAAGCAGCGACGUGUGAUGAUGUCAAAGAGUACCUGGAAGGUGUCAGGAAUGAGAUAACAGACAAAGACUCUAUGUUCGCUGCUUGUAUCAUGAGUCAUGGACGCAGAGGAGAGAUAAUGGUCUCUGAUAUGAACUGCAUGAAGAUUCAAGACAUUAUCGACAUGUUUAGAGACAACAACUGCGAAAAGCUCAAGGGAAAACCACGGCUAUUCUUUAUACAGGCAUGCCAAGUUGAAACCAGUCACAGCCAGGAAAAAGGAAUGCCUCUCUACUGGGACUACGAUAUUAAACUACCCUCAAACUUCUUGGUUAGCUUCGCCGUUGCCCCUGGGUUCGUGGCUUAUCGUCAGAUUCGCGAUGGUGAUCCUACAUCUCAAUAUUAUUCACUUUACAUUAAGGCAUUGGUAAAAGUUUUUACCAAUAGGGGAGGUCAUGACGUCGACAUCAGAGAGUUGAAUGCCAAGGUUGCAUCGGAGGUAGCCGCGGAAGAAAUAAAGCCAGAGGGGGAAGACGUGAAGCAGAUGCCCUGCGUUAUAUCCUCUCUCACCAAGAGUCUGCAUCUCUGAAGCAAGACAUGACUCCUCGCCAGAAAUAAGACGGCGAAUUUUUGGUUCCGCUUGCUCCGCGAUCCAACUCGCUCAGCAACGAGGUUAUUGUAAUAAAGCAGUUUAUUUCAUUGUC